AUGGUUAGAUCAAUCUUAUCUGUAUUUAUCCUUAUACUUCUUCCAAUUUCAUUGCUUAUCGGAAUUAUCUUUCGAUAUAGUGUUAUUUCAUUAAUUUAUGCUUUUCUAUUAUUGAUUCUUCCAUGGGUUGGCUCUAUAAGUGAAAAAAAUAUACGAAUACGUUUUCGUCCAUUUAUAUUUCUUAUUGGUUUUCUAAGUCUACUCACAGUUUUUGCUCAAAUCGUAUUUCAAUCAGUUCUUCUUAUUAAUAAACCUUAUGGUCAUGCUCUCAAUAAUUGUACCGAAUUAACUCGAGUUCUUCGAUAUUUUGGUUUAGAACGUCUUGAUAAUUCAAAUGCUAUUCGUAUUUUACGUUUAAUCUUUCCUGAUAUACUCAUCUUAGCUAUAUCAAUAAUUUGUUUGGUUAGUAUUCGACGUCAAUUAUUAUCAACAAGACUUCAUGAAACAAAUGAACCUCAAACACCAUCAGUAAUACCACCAUUAAUAAAUAGUCAUAUAAAUACAAUAAAUCAACAGAAAUUAUGGCCAAGAUUAUUAUCUAUAGUAAGACGAACACGUGUAUUUCUUCAAUUUGUUAUUGUUGGUUUUGCUGCAUUUGUGUAUCCGAGUAUAAUUAACUCAAUUUACUUUAUUUUUUUCCUUACACUUGCUUUUAUUUGGUCAUUAUCGGUUCAUUUUGGAAGAAAAUAUGCAUUAGCUCGUACAUUAUUAUCUAUUUAUACAGGCAUACAUUUAUUAAUUUUUUAUCUUUAUCAAUUUGGAUUUCUUCAAGAAGCUUUACAACCUUUAUCAUUAUGGAGCAACAUUACAGGUUUAACAGCAAUCGUUAUAAGUAAUUGUACAGAUAGAGAUCCAUAUUUAGAAAAGAAAUUACCAUGGACUGAUUAUGUUAAUCCAUGUGCAUUGCUUAUUCUUUAUUUUUAUUUUGCUUUUGAAACACAUCGAACACGUUUUCAACGAGUACGAUCGAAUGCAACAACGACUCAAUCACUUGAACAGGAGAGUUUGGUUCAAAGUAGCGAUGGUCGUGAUAUACUUGAGCAAAGUCCACCACUGUCACAUCGACGAUGGAGUUUAGAACAACCUGGUGAUCAAACAUGGCAAGGACGAAUUAUUUUCGUUAUUUUUUCUAUUCUUCGUGUACUUGAACGACAUAGUUAUUUAUUAUCAUUGAUUGCUAUGUUGGCAUGGAGUAUAACAUUUCAUAGUUUAUUAACAUUAGUCUAUCUUUUAUGGGCAUGUUUACUUUGGGUAUCACCUAAUUCUCGACAAUGGUGUUUAAGAAUGAGUCCAUUUUUUACAAUCUAUGGAGGAAUAUUAUUAAUUUUACAAUAUUUAGUUGGGUUUAAAAUAAGUUUUAAUCAAUUAAAUUUUGCAUAUGAUCGUCGAACUAUGGAACAAAUUGGUAUUCGUAUAGAUGAUUUUCAACCAGCAUUUAUUCCAUUAUUACUUAAAUCUUUUUAUAUGAUGUUUUUUUGGUUAACACUUCGACAAUAUAUUAAUGAAAAACGACUUGCUAAUACAGAAGUAAAUGAAGCUCGUCGAAACAGUACAACAAAUGAUUCAUAUCCUCGUCGAUUAGGACGAUGGUUAAUUAAUUUAUUAACAAAAUAUUGGAUAUUUGUAUCAUGUGGUAUGCUCUUACUUGUUAGUAUUCAAAAUACUGUCGUGAUCUAUCGAAUUAUUUAUAUGGUGUUUUAUUUAUUUUUUAUUCUUUCAUUUCAAAUUUCAUUUGGAUUUUGGCGAAAAACAGCAGCAACAUUUCAUUUAAUCAUAGUUAUUUAUUCAAUGUUAGUUUUAAUUGGAAUAUAUAUUUAUCAAUUUGAAAAAGUAAAUGUAUUUUUAUCAAAAAAAUUUAGUAAACAAUUACUUGCAUCAAUUGGACUUGAAGUUGUUCCAUCAGAUGUUUUAGCACUUAAAUUACUUACACCAAGUACAUUUCUAGUUGUUAAUAUAAUGCAAUUGUAUUAUUUUCAUUCGGGUUGGAUGAAUUUAAUUUCUAUGCCAAGUGAGAAGGAUAUUCAAGGUCCAGCAAAUGGUACAUUAAAAGAUAUUCAUACAUUUGCAAAAGAAAAUACUGAUCAUGCUAAUAAUUUUCAUACUCAACCAAUCUUACAACGUGAAGCAAAAACUUGGCAAGAAACAUUAUAUAAAUUUUAUUUUCGUACAAAUCGUUUCUAUAAACAAAUAAAUUAUUAUGGUUGGCGUUUUGCUGAAUUACAUGUUUUUAAAUUAGUUCUACUUAUAAUGGUUCUUACAUCUACACUUAAAGUAUGUGGAUUUAAUACAGUAUUAAUGAUUUUAGUAACAAUUGGUUUAACAUUAUUUCAUCUUCGAAAAUUAAUAAAUUUAUUAACAUUAAGUGCUACAGGUUUUUAUAUUCUUUUAUCAAUGUGUUAUCAAUUAGAAAUAGCCAAACAACAUAUAAUUGAAAAAAAUUUUUUUAUUAAAAAUUGUUCUCAUAUUGAUUCAAAUGUGAGUUUAAUACCGAAUGAUACAGCUAAAUGGUUUGGUCUUGAAUCAACACAAAAUAUUGAUCCAUUUAUUGGUCUUUAUAUAUUAUUAACAAUUUGUUUAACAUUUGAUGCAAUAGUACGAUAUCGACAAAAACAUCGUCGUUCAUCAUUAACAGUUCGUUUUAAUGUUCAUCUUGUUGAAAAUCGUUUUCCAAUUUUAUUUGAACCAUUUGCAUUAAAAACUAUGAAUAAUGAUGAUGAUGAUACAUAUGAAUUUGAUAUCGUUAAUUAUCAACAAGCUGAUCAAGGAAUUUGUGAUUGUUUGAAAUAUUUAGCAAAUUUUAUUUUUUAUAGAUUUGGUUUAGAGAUAUGUUAUAUAACAACAGUUAUUGUUGUUGGUAUUCGUCUUGAUAUGAUAGCUGUACUUUAUUCUAUGUGGUUGGGAUUAUUUUUAAUAUCUAGUAGACGUAUUAUUCAACGAAUAUGGCCAAUUUAUAUAUUUUUUUUAAUUAUUUCUUUUCCUAUUCAAUAUAUGAGUGCUGUUGGAGCACCACCAUUUCUUUGCUUCAACUAUCCAUGGGCAAAUAUUAAAAUUAAUGGAUGGGUUCAACUAAAACGUUGGUUGUUUUUACCAGAUUAUACAAAUCCUCCAAUAGCAACACAAUUAAUUGCUGAUUUCUUUCAACUUUUAUUUGCUUGUCAACAAUGGCGUGUAUUUAAAUAUGAAACUAAUGAAAAAGAUCGUAUUUAUAUUCAAGCAGGUGGAUCAAAUAAUGAAAUAAUUAAUGAAAAUGAUCUUUAUAAAGAUAAUCCAACAUGGGAUUUUGUUAUGAAUAAACGACAUUGGUUUGAUCAAAUAAAAUAUGCUAUAUUUAUGUAUGGUGCAUGGGUUGUUUUAUCAAUUGUUUAUUUAGCUGGAAUAACAAGAAUUAGUUUACUUGGUCUUGGUUAUCUUGUAGCAUGUUUUUAUUUUUUUUGGUAUGGACAAGAUUUUUUAACUAAACAAGUUACAGUUAUGCUUCGGAUAUGGACAUAUUUAAUUUAUUACUGUUUUUCGGUUAUAUUUAUUAAAGCAUGUUUACAAGUGGCUGUUUGCAUUUUUCUUUAUCCAUUGACACCUUGUGAAGGGGUGAAACGUACAUCUUCAUUGUGUACAUUUGUCGACUUGCUUGUACCAUGCUUAAGAUUGGACUUUAUUCCUCCAAGAGAUUGUCCUGCAUCAUCUAAGGGCAUUCCAGAACAAUGUGAUAAAAGUGCAACUGAUGCUAGUCUUUUUAUGGAUGGAUUCUGUUUGAUAUGUUUAUUAUUACAAAAACGAAUAUUUGGUAGUUAUUAUUGGGAACAUAUUGUUGCUGAACUUCGUUCACAAGCUAAAUUAGCUAGUCAAGGUGCUGUUUUAUUUAAUGAUAUCUCACGUCAACGUAUAGAUGAAAAAGAUGAAGAAGAACAACAAACAGUGAAAAAAAUAACUCGAAGUUUAGAACGUAUUAAAGAACAAUUACAAGUAAAUCGAUCCGGUAGAAAAGUUGCUGCAGCACUUGGCGAUUCAGCUGAACAUUUUGCAGUAAUUCGAUCAGGUGAUUAUUAUAUGUUUGAGUACGAAUCAGAUGAAGAAGAAGAUGAAGGAAAGCAAGAUGAAGCAACUUUUGCUCAAGAACAAAUUCUUCAAGUUUUAACAGCACGUGAUAAACAGACAGCUGCUGCUGCUGUUGCACAAAAACCUUCGAGUACAUCUCUUUCUGAAUCAGACGAUCAAGAAUUUCUUCCAGCAUCACCUAUUCAACCUCCAGUAACACCAAUAACUACUGAAACGAUACCAUCAUCGACUAGUGAACAGACAAUAUCUGUUGAACCGAAAGAAUCUGAACAAAGUCAAAAAUCAUUUUUUUUUAAAAUAUGUUUAAUUGGUCAAAUUGUUGUUGAUUAUUUUAUUGAUUCAUUUAAUCGACAUUCACGAGAUUAUAGAGAAGUUUCAAGAAAAUUAUCUCAAAUGAAAACACAAGAUAAAAUAAAUCAACAACAAGAACGUACUCGUUCACAAAUAAAUAUUACAACAGCUACAACUAUUAAUCUCGAUGACGCUGAUCCUACUACUCCACAAAAUGAUGAUCAUAAUAACAUUCCCAUACAUACUCAAACAACUAAUUUAAAUGAACGUUCACGUUUUUAUCGUUUUUUUGAUUCAUUAUUUUAUUUUAUAAUGUCUCGUUCGGAACUUGUAUGUUAUUCAGCAAUGGUAAUCAAUCAUUUAACAUCAGGUUCAUUACUUUCAAUACCAUUACCAUUAUCAAUAUUUCUUUGGGCUAUGUUAUUAUCACGACCAACAAGAAAUUAUUGGAUUACAAUAAUAACUUAUACAGAAGCAAUGAUUGUUGUUAAAUAUAUAUUUCAAUUUCGUUUUUAUCCAUGGAAUGCUUCAGAAAUAACUGAAACAAAUCCAUUAUCACCAGUAAAUAUUAUUGGAAUUAAUCGAAAAGAAGAUGGUGCAUCAGCUGCAGAUCUUUUUCUACUUUUAUCUUUAUUUCUUCAUCGAUCAAUAUUAAAACAACUCGGACUUUGGAAAGCAGAAACAGAUUCAGUUGAUCAAGAUACUAGUCGAUCUAUUCAACAAGAAACUUCUCAAUUAGAACCACCGAAAGUAAAAAGUGGAUAUUUUCUGAAAGCAAUUAUUAAUUUUUAUCGACAACCUCAACAAUCAUUAUUUGUUCAUGAUGUUUAUGCAUCAUUAUUUUUUUGUGAUUUUAUUAAUAUGAUUAUCGUUAUAUGUUUUUAUAGUCAAUUUGGUGAAAGAGCUGCUGGUAAUACUGUUGUACAAACAAUCAAAGAAAAUAAAGUUCCUGUAGCUUUUCUUGUAUUGCUUUUAAUUCAAUUUAUAUUAAUAAUAAUUGAUCGAGCACUUUAUUUACGUCGAAAUGUUCGUGGAAAAUUCUUUUUUCAAUUAUUUCAAGUUAUUGGUGUACAUGUUUGGUUAUUUUUUGUAUUACCUGCUAUAACACAUAUUAAAUUUCGUGAUAAUGUUGCUGCUCAAUUUUGGUAUUUAUUUAAAUGUAUUUCUUUUGGUUAUUCAUCAACACAAAUACGAUUAGGUUAUCCAAAACGUAUAGCUGGAAAUUUUCUUAUGAAAAGAUUUACUUAUGUUAAUCAAAUAUUAUAUCGAAUUUAUUUAUUGAUUCCAUUUUUACUUGAAUUACGAACAAUUAUGGAUUGGAUUUUUACAAAUACAGCACUUGGAUUAUCAAGUUGGUUACAAUUAGAAGAUAUUUAUUCGAAUGUUUAUUUAUUGAAAUGUGCACGAUGGGCUGAACAAAAAUAUCCAACUGAGCGUGGUGUAAAUCGACCAAAAAUAACAAAAUAUGGUGUUGGUGGUUCAUUAUUAGUUUUAUUAAUUUUAUUAAUUUGGUUUCCACUAUUAUUUUUUUCAUUUUCUUCAUCAUUUUAUCAACCAAAUCCACCUAAAGAAGUUAAUGUUGAAAUUAAAUUAGGUCCAUAUUUGCCAAUUUAUCAAAUGACAGCACAAGAUAUCGAUUUAGUACCAUUUACAAUGGCUGACUUGAAGAGAUUACGUGAUAGAAUUGAAUCAUUAAAUGUAGAAACAACAAAUAAAGAUGGUGCUUAUGGAUUUUUACGUGAUUUUAAUCCUGAUGAUAUUCGUUGUGUAAAUUUAUUUGCUACAAGUGUUGAUCUUUGGGAAAUAAGUCAACCAAUACGUGAUAUUGUUGUUAAUAGUUUACGUUCAAAUGUUUCAGUACCUGUUCGAUUUUCAUAUACAAUAAGACGUUAUUUAACAGAUCAAGAUUAUUCAGGAGAUCUUGCAACUGUUGUAACAGGUGAACAUACAAUUGAUAUAAAAGCAAAUGAUAAAGAUAUUCGACAUGCAUUAAUUGAUAUACUCAAUGGAACAAUGGAUAUACAAACAACGACAAAUUUUACAAUUGUUAAUUUAUUACCAAGAUUUCUACAUGUUCGACCAAAAGCAAAUCCAGAAGAAAUUCUUGCUUUUAAAAAUAUUUUUCUAAAUGAUUAUUAUGGUAAUGUUACAAUGGGUUUAAAUCGUACAACAACAAUUCCAAAUAGUACAGAUGUUUGGUGGGAAAUGUCAGAACAUGGAAAUAGAUAUAAUUAUAAUCCAUCAUGUGCCUAUCCCAAUCGAAAUUAUUUGACUAUGAUCUUUUUCAAUGAUAAAGUUUCACCGGCUAAUAUUUCAUUUCUUACUCGAUAUGGAAUAAUUGGUUUAUAUACAACAUUUGUGAUUGUUGUUGCUCGAUUGUUUCGUACAAUCUUGCAAACAAGUACAACAAUAAUGUUUAAUGAAUUACCAAAUGUUGAACAUUUAUGGCAUCUUUUACUUGAUAUUUAUUUAGUUCGAGAAAAUCAUAUGUUACGUUUUGAAGAAGAAUUUUUUGCUAAACUUGUAUUUUUAUACCGAUCACCAGAAACAUUAAUACG
This is a messenger RNA of Rotaria sordida, 6902 nucleotides long. The record is from the annotation of a GenBank genome assembly. NCBI's taxonomy places the organism in Eukaryota, Metazoa, Rotifera, Eurotatoria, Philodinida, Philodinidae.